Molecule: messenger RNA, 659 nt
Organism: Macadamia integrifolia
Lineage: Eukaryota; Viridiplantae; Streptophyta; Magnoliopsida; Proteales; Proteaceae
Product: formate dehydrogenase 1, mitochondrial-like
Exons: 4
Coding region: 1-411 (136 amino acids)
Cellular component (GO): chloroplast; mitochondrion
Molecular function (GO): NAD binding
Source: RefSeq, a predicted model, not a curated record
AUGUUGAUCUCUUUAAGUGAUAACCAGUGGAAAAAUUCAGACUCUGCCAUGGAAUAUGUAGGGUUGUUUAACAAAGAAAAGAUUGCACUGAUGAAAAAGGGAGUUCUGAUUGUGAAUAAUGCUCGAGGGGCAAUUAUGGAUGCUGAGGCAGUUGCUGAAGCGUGCUCCAGUGGGCAGAUUGGAGGUUAUAGUGGAGAUGUGUGGUACCCUCAACCAGCUCCCAAAGAUCAUCCAUGGAGAUACAUGCCAAACCAGGCAAUGACACCUCAUAUUUCUGGCACCACAAUUGAUGCUCAGUUGAGGUAUGCUGCUGGAACCAAGGACAUGCUGGACAGGUUCUUCAAGGGAGAAGACUUCCCUGAACAAAAUUACAUUGUUAAGGAAGGUAAAAUCGCCAGCCAGUAUCAGUGAUACUGCUAUUCCUCAAAUAUGAGGAUCGCCUUCUACUCUAGAGUCUUUUUCAUGAAAUAACCGAUUCUCCGAAUGCUUUCACAAUAAUGGAGCUGAGAAGAAACUAUUGUGACUGAGUUUCCCAUGUUCGGCGUAAAAAAAGUGUUUCCCCAUUGUUUUUGUUUGAUCUUUUUAUUUCAUUUACUAUGAGCUUGAGGAUUAAUAAAGUUGUGUUUGUGCAUCUGAUUGGCACAUUCAUCCUUUGAACA